Messenger RNA from Zychaea mexicana, 2265 nucleotides. RefSeq names its product peptidase family M41-domain-containing protein. Bases 1 to 2265 code for a protein of 754 amino acids. Lineage: Eukaryota; Fungi; Mucoromycota; Mucoromycetes; Mucorales; Lichtheimiaceae. Gene Ontology annotation, biological process: mitochondrion organization; protein quality control for misfolded or incompletely synthesized proteins. The record is from RefSeq and is a predicted model, not a curated record. Gene Ontology annotation, molecular function: ATP hydrolysis activity; ATP binding; metalloendopeptidase activity. Gene Ontology annotation, cellular component: mitochondrial inner membrane. The transcript is spliced from 8 exons.
AUGACUACAGGUCCAGCUGUUUUCUCCAAACAGCUUGCGAUUGUAGCAGCCGAAACAUCCAACUUAUUUCAGCAAAUCCGAUCGUCCACUUUACGCCACGGGUUGAAUCGGCACGAUCAAUAUCGAACAUUUUUAUCUCAACGUGGACCAAAUCAACUUGUUCCGGAAUCCCGAAAAUCGCUCGAUCGAGCAGUUACUGAUGCUGUUUCUUCAAGACUGUUGAGAGCGCACGGCAGUACGAAAUUCUCGCCCAAUGUUUUGUGCCAACAACAACAACGACACCAGUUUCCGCAGCAACAACAACGACGUACAUUAUUUUCGUCGUCUUCGUCAUCACCAUCGUGGACCCGAUCCUUCCGUUUUGUUAACCAUCGACGGUUGACCAAACUCGAGCAAGAUGCAAAUAUGUUUCCUGACGAUCCAAGACGGCAGGCCGUCUUGUACAAAGAAUGGUUACGAGCAAAGAAUCCACAAGCGUUAAUUACUCGAUUUGAACGAGGAAACUUUGCACAUGACGAGGAGUGUUGGCAGUACUAUGUCGCGGCACUUGCGCAGACAGGUCAAUCCGAGACUAUUUUACCGCGUAUCAUGCAAAAACUGGAGGCAACAAUGGAGUCAUCAUCUUCUGCAAUAAAAGGGUCAGGGCAGCAAGUGCUACCAAAGCAAGUAUUACAGCAGCUAGCGGCUUCGCGCGGAUAUGCAGGCAAGACGUUAUCAGUUGAAGGAGGAGUAAAGCUGUCACCCGGUGCUGGUAACAAGGAUAGCCCCAUCUACGUUGUUGUAGAAGAAGCACGAAAAUACAUGCUCUGGCGCGCACUGCGGUGGGUGGGCAUCACGUUGACCUAUGCAUUGUGUAUCCUUACACUGCUUUCGUUGGCAUUGGAAAACUCGGGGCUUUUAAAGACGGCGUCCUCGCAGAUCGAGUACGAACCAAGCAACCAGCAGGUGGUACGAUUUGAAGAUGUGCAGGGCGUGGAUGAAGCCAAGCAGGAGUUGGAAGAGCUCGUUCAGUUCUUGCGUAACCCGCAAAAGUUCACCGAGCUAGGCGGCAAACUCCCCAAGGGUGUGUUGCUUACGGGCCCCCCAGGCACCGGCAAGACAAUGUUGGCCCGUGCUGUAGCCGGAGAAGCCGGAGUGCCAUUCUUCUUUAUGAGCGGCAGUGAAUUUGACGAAAUGUACGUGGGUGUGGGAGCUCGGCGUGUGCGAGAGCUAUUCGCGGCAGCAAGGGCCAAGGCACCGAGUAUUGUGUUCAUUGACGAGAUCGAUGCGAUCGGGUCCAAGCGGAAUCCGAAAGACCAGUCGUACAUGAAGCAAACAUUGAACCAGCUGCUGGUGGAUCUCGACGGGUUCUCGCAGACAGAAGGGGUUAUUUUCAUUGCAGCGACCAACUUCCCUGAGCUUCUUGACAAGGCGUUGGUGCGUCCAGGGCGGUUCGAUCGGCACGUGAAUGUCCCAUUGCCAGAUGUUCGCGGGCGUAUCGAGAUUCUGAAGCAUCACAUGAAGAGCGUACAAGUGGACAGUGCGGUGGACGUCAGCGUGGUCGCCCGUGGCACGCCUGGGUUCAGCGGAGCUGAUCUGGCCAAUUUAGUCAACCAAGCGGCGAUUAAGGCGACCCGCGAAAGCUGCCGGGAAGUGACACUGCAUCAUCUGGAGUUUGCAAAGGACAAGAUCCUGAUGGGUGCGGAGCGACGUUCAGCGGUGAUUACGGAAGAGAGCAAGCGGGUCACUGCUUACCACGAAGGCGGCCAUGCGCUGGUUGCCUAUUAUACCCUAGGCGCGAUGCCAUUGCACAAGGCGACCAUCAUGCCUCGAGGAUCUGCACUCGGUGUAACGAUCCAGCUGCCCGAAAUGGACAAGGACUCUUUUACAAAGCGGGAAUACAUGGCUCAGAUCGAUGUAUGCAUGGGCGGCCGUGUUGCGGAGGAGAUGAUAUUUGGCGCAGACAAUGUCACGAGCGGCGCACACAGCGACAUUGUCAAGGCGACGGAUGUUGCUAAGCGGAUGGUGCGGAACUAUGGCAUGAGCGACAAGAUUGGCCCAAUCAGCCACGAUGACGAGGAUAUGCAGCUGCUGAGUGCGCCCACUAAGCAAGCCAUCGAACGCGAGAUCAAGUAUCUGGUGGAAACGUCAGAAGCCAGGGCCAAGGAGAUCCUCACGACGCACCGGGAAGAGCUGGAUCGCUUGGCGAAAGCGCUGAUAGAAUAUGAGACGCUAUCCUACCAAGAGAUCGUGGAUGUGCUAGGAGGGAAGCCGGUGUCACGAUAG